AUGUUCGCCGUCCCAGGCUGGUCCGUAUCCGCGACGGCCCUCAAAUCCGAAACAGGAUCACCAGCAACUGGCGCAUCAGGCACAAAGUCCAGAAAACGCAAGAGAGCCACCGGCGCCAACGCGGAAUCGCAAAGCGUCACCGCCGCAAAUGUAGCAGAUCUAUACGAGACGGUCGUAGAAGGAAAGCCGAAGAGCACAUCCAGCGAUAUAGGCAAGAAGGACAACUCCGCGAAGCGGGCAAAGAAGGAAAACACGGCCAGCAAGCCCGUCCAGGAUGGGAAACCAAAGCUCGAUAAGAGCAGCAAGAAGGACAAGAGCAAGAACAAGAACAAGGACCACGGCAAACCUACCAACGAGCCUCAACCAUCCAACUCUUCACCCAAGGCAGCCAAAGCAAACACCACGACUUCCGCAUCCCUCGCGCAAACAUCCCUCCCGCCUGCACCGUCAAAACUCACCCCCCUCCAAGCAUCCAUGCGGGAAAAGCUCAUAUCCGCACGCUUCCGACACCUCAACGAGACGCUGUACACGCGCCCCUCCGAAGAAUCCUUCAUGCUCUUCCAGGACUCCCCCGAGAUGUUCACCGAGUACCACGAGGGCUUCCGGCGGCAAGUCAAAGUGUGGCCCGAAAACCCCGUCGACAGCUUCCUCAGCGACAUUCGCAGCCGUGCGCGCGCGAAACCACCACCCAAAGGCCGCCCGGGACCUCCCCCCUCUCAAAGACACAAACUCGCCCUCCCUCGCACCACGGGCACCUGCACCAUCGCCGACUUAGGCUGCGGAGACGCCCGGCUCGCAGAGUCCCUGCAGCAAGACAAGGCGAAGCUACGCCUCGACAUCAAGAGCUACGACCUCCAAUCUCCCAGCGCGCUCGUCACAAAAGCAGACAUCGCGAACCUCCCUCUUGAAGAUGGCUCCGUCAACGUAGCCAUUUUCUGCCUCGCCCUCAUGGGCACCAACUGGAUCGACUUCGUGGAAGAGGCAUACCGCAUCCUCCACUGGAAAGGCGAGCUCUGGAUCGCAGAAAUCAAGUCCCGCUUCGGACCGAUCCGGAAGAACAACAUUGUCGAACACUCCGUCGGGAACCGCAAGAAGAACGUCGCGCUAGGGAAGAAGGCCAAGGCGGCCAGGGACGCAGAGGCAGAUGCCGUCCACGGACAGGAUCUAGCCGUUGAGGUGGAUGGGCUGGAGGACAGACGCCGCGAGACGGAUGUCACGGCGUUUAUUGAGGCGUUGAAGAAGAGGGGUUUCGUGCUGCAGGGUGAGAGGGCCGAUGCGGUGGACCUGGGGAAUAGGAUGUUUGUCAAGAUGCAUUUCAUUAAGGGGGCGUCGCCUACAAAGGGGAAGGGGGUUAAAGCGGACGAUGCGGCCAAGAUGGCGGCGGGGAAGAGGAAGAAGGGCUUUGCGCCAAAGUGGGAUGAGGAUGAGGGUGCUGAAAAGGAAGAGGAUGAGGCGUCUAUCUUGAAGCCUUGCGUAUAUAAGAUUCGAUAA
This is a messenger RNA of Pochonia chlamydosporia 170, 1491 nucleotides long. Its product is annotated as methyltransferase-related protein. The transcript has a single exon. Gene Ontology annotation, molecular function: rRNA (adenine) methyltransferase activity. Gene Ontology annotation, biological process: ribosomal large subunit biogenesis; rRNA methylation. Gene Ontology annotation, cellular component: nucleolus. NCBI's taxonomy places the organism in Eukaryota, Fungi, Ascomycota, Sordariomycetes, Hypocreales, Clavicipitaceae. The record is from RefSeq and is a predicted model, not a curated record. Bases 1 to 1491 code for a protein of 496 amino acids.